GGGCACCACGCCACACACACGCCAGGGCACCGCAUCACAGUCAGCACCCAGCGCCCCAGACAACAAUACCCACACCAGCAACAGUGACCUCUGCCUCCCACCACAGCAGCAGUGCUGACCUUUUCCUCUCACAGCAGAAGUGACCUCCCACAGCAGCAGUGACCUCCCACAGCAGCAGUGACCUCCCACAGCAGCAGACGACGCAGUCAUGGUUCACGUGGGACUUCUCUCACUGCUGGGGCUUACGGCCAUGUUCCUGGCAGGAACGGAGGCAAGGUGCAGCUCUGGUUCACAGAUCGAGUGUCACGCGAACAGUCAGUGCAUCGCCAUCACCUCUGUGUGCGACUCCGGAAAACAUUGUAACGACGGCUCCGACGAAGACCCCUACGUCUGUGAGACCUGGACGAGAACGAGCCAAGGGUGUGGCGCCGGAAGUGUGCGCUGUGGCUACAACUGUUGGAGCAUAGCUGAUGCAUGUACCAGGUCAGACUGUCGCUCCCAAGUAAAUCCUCGUAUGUGUGAGAUGGUGAGAACGGGUAAGCUGAACGUGCCGAAGAAAUUGCCAGAGGGGAUGAACAUGACCAGUGGGAUUGUGGCAGUGCUGACGACGUCCGUCAACACCUCGCUGAAGAACCAGAAGCGGGACUGUCCGAUGUUGUACACCCGGGUCGGCCAGCUCUGCCUGGCCCUCUUCUCCCCGGCCAAGGUGCCGUGGCCAGAAGCGAGACAGUUCUGCCGGUCCAUCUAUGGGGACUUGGUGAAGUUUGACAACUUAUCAGAUUUCGGACAUCUUGUGCUGUACAUGAGGAACUCUAGGCUGACAACUGAUUACUGGGUCGGUGGCCGUUUCGACUUGGAUACCAACGCUUGGUCGUGGACCGUGGACGAAUCUGUCAUGCCUUUAGGGACUCCCUACUGGGCUGUAAGGCACAGCAGCUCGUGUGUGCCGCGCCCCCCGCCCCACACUGACCCCUUCAGCAGUCCCUCCGCUGCCCUACCAGACGCCCCAUGCUUCUCCUACACCCAGGCGCCCGCCAAUCGUCAGGAGGGAUGGUAA
This is a messenger RNA of Procambarus clarkii (red swamp crayfish), 1057 nucleotides long. NCBI's taxonomy places the organism in Eukaryota, Metazoa, Arthropoda, Malacostraca, Decapoda, Cambaridae. The record is from RefSeq and is a predicted model, not a curated record.